UAGACACAUUUCAGAAUAACCGAUGCACAGACAGCUGUCUCGCUCUCUCUCCCCUUCUUUACUUUUCUUUUACAUUGACUUCUUUCGUUGACUUUUUUCACACCCUCUCUCACUCCUUUUCUCCUUUUGUGGUUCUAUCUGUUUUUCAUGCGCAUCUUUUUAAUAAUCUGUGACAUAAGAAACUCUCCUGUUGAGAAAUUAUUAACCACAGGAGGACAGAGACUUCCAACAGUGCCAACUACAAGACACGCAUCUCAGGAUAGCACAACAUCAACACAUCCAACAACAAAGAAAGAGGACGUUUUGAACAGCGUGACCAACUUCAAAAGUCUGAGGAUUACUGAGAGAAAGAGACGGGCACAAAACAGCAGACUUGAAAGAACUAGAUCAUGCCGGGCUGUCAGAUCUGGUCCGGGUUUGUGCCGGUGAAGCUGGUCGGUUUCUUGCUGCUGCUGGCAUCUGGUUCAGGGAAUGCACGCUUGAUUGUAAAGAGGGGACUUAACCACAAGGACUACGAGUACCCCAACCAUCCCCAGACGACUCAGCACCAGAAAAAUGACCGCUGCCCUCCACCACCCCAGAUGCUGCCCGAACGGGCCUGUGAGGUUCCAGGCUGUCGUUCAGAUUCAGAGUGCGAGAGACACAAACGGUGCUGUUACAAUGGCUGCAUCUACGCCUGCUUAGAGUCAGUGCAGCCUCCACCUGUGCUGGACUGGUUGGUGCAGCCCAAGCCGCGGUGGUUGGGAGGGAACGGCUGGCUUUUAGAUGGACCAGAGGAAGUUCUGCAGGCUGAGGCUUGCAGCACCACCGAGGAUGGAGAUGAACCUUUGCUUUGUCCCACUGGUUAUGAGUGUCACAUCAUCAGCCCGGGAAAGCCCUCUGCUGGGAUCCCCAACCGAGGCCAGUGCAUCAAACAGAGAGGAAACUCAGAUGGACGUAGCCUGAGACUCAAGUACUUCAAAGAUUACAAGGAUGAUUUAGGAAGUAACUCCAACAAUGCAGUGAGCUAUGAGAAACAACACAAGCAUUUGGGCUUAAUCUGAGGACUGAAUGUGGAUUCCGUUUAAGAGGACUAUAGUAACCAAUAACCACUGACCUUUAUACCUGGACAUUACCACAGUGAAGCUGAACAAUUGUUUUCCUGAGUGGUUCAAAUGUGGUGCUUUUUUAGGUGCUUAAUAUGGAAUGACAGAAUUGUAAAGCUACCUCUUGCAAAAGCCAAAACAUACCACAAGAAGUAUCAAAGGCCUAAUAUAAUAUAUUUGUAUGUAACAAACUGGCACUUCACUGGUCAUUGCAUUAUAUAAUGUUAAAACAGGGGGUAACAGACUUAAACCCACAAAUUAUAAACAGUGGAAUAAAAGUGCAAAAAUGGUACUUUGAAGUAUAAGAAAAUGAAAGAAAAAACAAGCUUCAUUAAGCAUCACUUUUUUGUGCAUUCGUCUUAGUUUAAAAUACAUUUAUAAGCAAAUGAAAUUUAUACAUUUUUAAGGAAGUAGGCCCAUUUACAAAUUCUUUAUUUUUAUAUGUAAGGUACAAAUCAUUUUUAAGCCACUGUAAAAUAGCAGGAACUUCCACCAAUGACCAGAGCUGUGAGAUGCUCCCUUUAAGAGCUGCACGUCUUUAAAUCUCAAUACCAAAAAUUUUACCUUUUAGUUACUUAAAUACAAUUUUUUUUGCAAUAUUCUAUGCUGUACAAUGCAAACCCCCCAGUCUGGAAUAAGAAUUUAAUUUGGGGAAAAACUGCCUUAAUAAGCAAGUUACACACCAGCUCCUUGUGCUGUUCAUCACUGUGAAGUGUUUCAUAUGGUGCUCGAAUCAAUAACCAUAUAAGUUAUUUACCAAGUCAAUACUAAUCCAGUCGUACUCAAUUUCUCUCUGAUAACAAGUCUACCAGCCUUCAAAAAAUCAUAACUCAAUUAUUUGAGCCAAAUACACUGUCCAAACUGGUGCUGACAUGCCUUAUAAUUCUAAAUAAAACA
Molecule: messenger RNA, 1982 nt
Organism: Triplophysa rosa
Lineage: Eukaryota; Metazoa; Chordata; Actinopteri; Cypriniformes; Nemacheilidae
Gene: wfdc1
Product: WAP four-disulfide core domain 1
Exons: 7
Coding region: 390-1043 (217 amino acids)
Biological process (GO): regulation of cell growth
Cellular component (GO): extracellular region
Molecular function (GO): peptidase inhibitor activity
Source: RefSeq, a predicted model, not a curated record